Messenger RNA from Durotheca rogersii, 1703 nucleotides. RefSeq names its product alpha/beta-hydrolase. Bases 48 to 1274 code for a protein of 408 amino acids. Lineage: Eukaryota; Fungi; Ascomycota; Sordariomycetes; Xylariales; Xylariaceae. Gene Ontology annotation, biological process: epoxide metabolic process. Gene Ontology annotation, molecular function: epoxide hydrolase activity. The record is from RefSeq and is a predicted model, not a curated record. The transcript has 4 exons.
GCAUCCCGUUCUAAUCCUGCUACCCUCCACAGCGGACGUGAGGAGAAAUGGCGAACAUCCAGCCGUACCAGAUCGCGAUCCCGCAAUCCGAGGUCGACAGGCUCAGCCGGAAGCUCGCGGAUGCGAGGCUGCCGAGGGAAGACGGCGAGGAUGGCGAUGAUUGGGAGCGCGGGGCGCCCGUCGCUCCCGUCAGGCGUAUCGCCACGUACUGGUGCGAGUCGUUCAACUGGCGCGCUUUCGAGCAAGAGCUGAACGAGCUGCCGCACUUCGAAGCCACCAUCUCGGUGGAGGGGUUCAACCCGUUCCAGCUGCAUUUCAUUCACCAGAGGAGCACUGCGAGUGACGCAAUCCCGCUAUUAUUCGUACACGGCUGGCCGGGGAGCUUCCUCGAAGCGACCAAGAUACUCCCGGCGCUAGCCAAGAGCGACAAGGACGACGGCCCGUCGUUCCACGUGAUCGUGCCGUCGCUGCCGAAUUUCGGCUUCUCCGGCCGGAUCGACCGGUCCGGGUUCGGGCUGAAGCAGUACGCCGAGGCGCUUCACCAGCUGAUGCAAGGCCUCGGGUACGAGCAGUACGUCUCGCAGGGCGGAGACUGGGGGUAUUUCAUCACGCGGGUGAUCAGCGCGAUGUACCCGGAGUCGCUGGUGGCGACGCACCUGAACAUCCAGGCGGCGAUGCCGCCGACGUCGACGUCGCCGCUCGCGUACGCGCGGUUCCUGCUCGCGCACCUCCUGGGCCUGUACGGCGCCGAGGACAAGGCGCUGCUGCGGCGGAGCGAGGCCUUCUGGCGCACCGGCUCCGCCUACAGCACCGUGCACCGCCAGCGCCCGAGCACCAUCGGCAUCGCCCUCGACGACAGCCCCGUCGGCCUCCUCGCCUGGAUCUACGAGAAGCUCGUCGCCUGGACCGACGACUACCCCUGGACCGACGAGGAGGUGUGCCGCUGGGUCAGCAUCUACUGGUUCAGCCGCGCGGGCCCCGGCGCUAGUGUCGUUAUUUACCACGAAGCGGAUAAGGGCGAGUACGUGACGAGAGAGAGCCCGUUGACGCCCGGCGUUAAAAUAGGCUACUCGUACUUCCCGAAGGAGAUCUUCGGCUCUCCCCGGUUCUGGAACCAUCGGCUUGGGGACGUGGUCUUCGAAGGCCGGCACGAACGCGGCGGCCACUUCGCCGCGUGGGAGAGACCAGAAGACCUCGUGGCGGACCUGCGCGCCAUGUUUGGGAAAGGGGGUGGUGCUUACGGCGUUGUCAAGCAGCCCACUGCUGAAAAUUAACCCCGUAGGUAGUAUGCGAAAAAGUCGACGAGAAGGGGGCCCAAGCAGAAUAAAAUAAUAAGCGUCGUGCCGUUUAUCUUACAUGCAAUAAUAUUGGGUGGAGUGCAGGGGCGGUUGGUUAAUAGUAGCUGGUUUCCUAUGUCGCCGCCACUAGAGACAGACUCGCAGAAAAAUCGACAUCUCAGGCGAGUGGGGUCUACGAGUCGGGGGUUCGAGUAUGCGGCCGAGUCUCGUGUAUUGGAACCCGCAGUGGAACGAAAAAUUGCUCGCGGUUCCUAUCAAUAAGGUGUAAAUGAGAAUAAACUCGUGAUAAUCUAUGUGAGAAGACUCGUCGUAAGGGGUGAGGACUCACGGACGAUACUCGAGCAUAACACCAUAAUGCCACAGCUCGUCGCUAAGGAGACAAGAGAUCUACGGAGGCCUCGUGGC